UUUUAGAUCAAGACCUUGUCAAUAGGAACGCUUGUCCUGUCUAGAUCUGUUUAGUACAGGAGUUGCUUGGAGUGAAAUUGAGGUUUCCUUUUAUGGCGGCCUGCGCUCAGCAUUUUAUUUUUCAAGAAAGUGAGGACAAGGUUCUUGUGUUCGAGGUUGUGGCUGUGGAGUCACAGCCAGAGCCCGAGGAGAGUGACUCAGAUGGAGUUGAAAGACACAUCCUUGAAGCCCUGAAGGAAGUGACAGGUUCAGAAAGCCAGGAUUCAUCAUGGAGCAGCGCUAGCGUGUUUGCAGGAGAGAGUGGGUCGGAAGAGCCGAUCAAGGAGGGUAGCACACUAGAGGGCAUUCAAACGAAUAUGAGGGCUCUGCAUCUACAAGGAAAGUGUACGCCAUGCCGGUAUUUUCGCUUCAGAGAGGAUGGAUGCCGACAAGGUGAUUCCUGCCCGUUUUGUCACGAAUGUACAGCACAGGAGUCCCUAGCUGGCCAAAGAUGGCUGAAGCAUCAACGGCAGCGUGAGAAAAGACGCCAGCAUCGGCGUCAAGAUUGGCAAUAGCACAGUGGUCUGACAGACCAGUGGGUGCGGUUCACCCCUAUUGCAAGGCACACUCUUCCAACCUGGACGGCAGAUUGAAAAUGCCAUCCGCUUGUCAGAUAGCAUCCAGUAGCCGGAGUUUUCUUGGGAUUGC
Cladocopium goreaui is the source of this 687-nucleotide messenger RNA. NCBI's taxonomy places the organism in Eukaryota, Dinophyceae, Suessiales, Symbiodiniaceae. The record is from the annotation of a GenBank genome assembly.